AACUGUAGGGUGCACUGAGUGAAGCUGGCGAACCUGCUACAACUUCUCAUUUCGUUGUUUGAGAGUGCAUUUUUCUUUCCGAUGUGUAGUGUGUGUAACUUAAAAAGGUAAAACUCAACUUGAAGAGUGGACUAUCCUGGUUAAAUAAGCAUAAAUCAGCUUUAAUUAAAGUACGCUGACGGAAGAGCCCGAGGGACAAUCUUGUGUGCGGAAGUGCGGUUGGAGCAAGGCAAAAAGAGAAACAGUAGUAGUAGUAGUUCCUGGUACGGUCAGUUUGUUCACACGCAGCUUACAUACGGUCUUAUCAGAUUUUAAAAUUUGUAAACACAUUAAAUUGUAAACUUCAUACGCAUCAGAAUGCAGAGGACUGCGACAGAAAAGCUGGAACGUACGGAAUCUCAUUCCUUAAGACUCGGGUCGCCAGUCGUGUCAGGGGAGGGAGACGUUGGCAGUGCGGGACGGCCGUUCACCCACCGGAAAGACCCCAAACUGUGGUCCGCUGUCGUGCUGUCAAUACUGGGCUCUGCCGUUGCUGUGGCCACUGUUGGUUGUUUCUGCGCCCUCCUCUACCCAGUACUCAAAGAGCUGCAGGCAGAGAGAGUGAGAGGACAGGAUGGGACUGAAGAAAGGAUGCUGGGUUUCUGGACUAUCCUGGUGCUAUCAGUAUUAGUAGGAUGUAUCUGCUAUGUCUUCUCAUGGACUCUCACUCACCUGGACUCACACCAGCCUGGCAUGGUGUCCCCAACACCGGCCCACUUCAGAGAUGCGUCUGGUCACGGUUUCCAUGUGGGCUAUGAUGUUGCUGUUCUUAAUGGCAUCAUGGGCUUGCUCGCCGUCAUCUGGAGCCUUAUCUGACACACACACACACACACACACACACACACACACACUCAGUAGAAAUUCAGAGGUGCACAGCUGUGGCGGCUGGUGCUGAAAUUGAUUGGUUGGGCUAACAAUUAUAGCCAUAGAAUUGCAAGUUAAAGUAACAUUCUCAUUCUCUCUCUCUCUCUCUAUAUAUAUAUAUAUUUAUAUUAUAUUUAUAUACAUAUAUUUAUAUACUUGCGCACACGCACCGUUUUGACAAUUUUUUUCUUCAUAGGACAUUGAAGAAAACGGAUUAUUAAGAAGAUGAUCCACCUAAUUCAUGUUAGCGCCCGCCAUUUUUCGUUUCUUCUUCUUCUUCUUCUGCUUCUUCUUCUUCUUCUUCUUCCAGCGGUGUUUGGCUAAAUGAAAUCAGCCCAAAUGACAAGUAAAUCGCGGGGCGUGAAACGACACCUGUCAAUCAUUUAACCGGCGCCAGCUGGCUGCUGAUUGGUCAGAACCGCUCGGCCUGUGGGCUACAUGAAGUCAGCCCAAAUGGUCAGUAAGUGAGGAGGGCGGGACAUGAUACCCGUCAAUCAUUUCCACCUGGAAAAUAAGUCAGAGCAGAUUUGAUGCGCUCGCGCUGCAUAAAAUUAGCCCAUUUAUAGAUAUCCUGUGUUAUUCUUUUAACUAUUUGGUGCCGUUACCACUUUAGGUUUCACUAAAACUAAACCUUAAACGUAUAACAGUCUUUUGUGUGUUAUUUAAACAAUAACUUUCUCAUCUUUAUCCCAUAACGUAGGGAGGACUUAGCCUCAUUAGCCCAUUUAUACCAGGCGUCACUGGUGCACCAGUGUGACCAGCCUUAAACGGUGUAAAUAUAUCUGAUUUACCGCUAUUAAAUGUUUUGCAAAAAGUC
Messenger RNA from Scatophagus argus, 1720 nucleotides. RefSeq names its product ADP-ribosylation factor-like 6 interacting protein 6 (gene arl6ip6). The transcript has 4 exons. The record is from RefSeq and is a predicted model, not a curated record. NCBI's taxonomy places the organism in Eukaryota, Metazoa, Chordata, Actinopteri, Scatophagidae. The coding region runs from base 358 to 855 and encodes 165 amino acids.